Molecule: messenger RNA, 5912 nt
Organism: Xenopus tropicalis (tropical clawed frog)
Lineage: Eukaryota; Metazoa; Chordata; Amphibia; Anura; Pipidae
Product: myosin-4
Exons: 39
Coding region: 1-5826 (1941 amino acids)
Cellular component (GO): myofibril; myosin complex
Molecular function (GO): cytoskeletal motor activity; actin filament binding; ATP binding
Source: RefSeq, a predicted model, not a curated record
AUGUCAGGAGAUGCAGAGAUGGCCGUCUUUGGGGAGGCUGCUUCAUUUCUCAGAAAAAGUGAAAAAGAAAGGAUUGAAGCUCAAAACAAACCUUUUGAUGCUAAGAAUACUGUCUAUAUAGAUGACACAAACACUCUGUUUGUAAAAGGUUUUAUUACAGCUAGGGAUGGUGACAAAAUUACUGUAAAAACUGAAGAUGGAAGGACAGAAACUGUCACCGAGUCUCAAAUUUACCAACAAAAUCCGCCUAAAUAUGAUAAAAUUGAAGACAUGGCCAUGAUGACUCAUCUAAAUGAGCCUUCUGUGCUCUUCAAUCUUAAAGAGCGUUAUGCAGCAUGGAUGAUUUAUACCUACUCUGGGCUGUUCUGUAUCACUGUAAACCCCUACAAGUGGCUGCCAGUGUACAACCCAGAGGUUGUUGCCGGCUACAGAGGAAAGAAGCGAGUGGAAGCCCCACCCCACAUCUUCUCCAUCUCUGAUAAUGCCUACCAGUCCAUGUUAACAGAUCGUGAAAAUCAGUCUGUCCUGAUUACUGGAGAAUCUGGUGCAGGAAAGACUGUAAACACCAAGCGGGUCAUCCAGUAUUUUGCAACAGUUGCAGCUAUUGGAGAUGCUGGAAAGAAGAAGCAAGCUGACAACAACUUAAAGGGGACUCUGGAAGAUCAAAUCAUCCAGGCCAACCCUCUGCUUGAAGCCUUCGGUAAUGCCAAGACUUUGAGAAAUGACAACUCCUCACGUUUUGGUAAAUUUAUCAGAAUCCACUUUGGAACUACAGGAAAACUGUCUUCAGCUGAUAUUGAAACAUAUCUCCUGGAGAAGUCCAGAGUUACGUUCCAGCUAUCAGCUGAGAGAAGCUAUCACAUCUUCUACCAGAUCCUGACAAACAAAAUACCAGAACUCAUUGAGAUGCUUCUGCUCACCACCAACCCAUAUGACUACCCAACUAUUAGUCAAGGUGAGCUUAAAGUGAAGAGCAUUGAUGAUGAAGACGAAUUCAUGGCUACUGAAAGUGCCAUUGAGGUCUUGGGUUUCAAUGCAGAAGAAAGGGUUAGCAUCUACAAAAUGACUGGUGCUGUCAUGCAUCAUGGAAAUAUGAAAUUCAAGCAGAAGCAAAGAGAGGAGCAGGCAGAACCUGACGGAACUGAGGUUGCUGACAAAAUUUCCUAUUUGAUGGGCCUGAACUCUGCUGAUUUGCUCAAGGCAUUGUGCUACCCAAGGGUCAAAGUCGGCAAUGAAUUUGUUACCAAGAGUCAAACUGUCCCACAGGUCUGCAACUCAGUUGGUGCCCUCUGCAAGUCUGUUUAUGAGAAGCUGUUCUUGUGGAUGGUCACACGUAUCAACCAACAGCUGGACACCAAGCAACCAAGGCAGUUUUUUAUUGGUGUCCUGGAUAUUGCUGGAUUUGAAAUCUUUGACUUUAACAGCUUGGAGCAGCUUUGCAUUAAUUUCACCAAUGAAAAACUGCAGCAGUUCUUCAAUCACCACAUGUUCGUCCAGGAACAAGAAGAAUACAAAAAGGAAGGCAUUGAAUGGGAGUUCAUUGACUUUGGUAUGGAUCUGGCUGCCUGCAUUGAGCUUAUUGAGAAGCCCAUGGGUAUUUUCUCAAUUCUUGAAGAGGAGUGCAUGUUCCCUAAGGCUACUGAAACCUCCUUCAAGAACAAGCUCUAUGAGCAACAUUUGGGCAAGUGCAAGAAUUUUGAAAAGCCCAAGCCUGGUAAAGGAAAGGCUGAAGCUCACUUCUCUCUGGUGCAUUAUGCUGGUAUUGUGGAUUACAACAUCUCCGGCUGGCUUGAUAAGAACAAGGAUCCAUUGAAUGACUCAGUUGUUCAGCUCUACCAGAAGUCUUCUGUUAAACUGCUGUCCUUUCUUUAUUCCAGCUAUGCUUCAGCUGAUAGUGGUUCUGAUUCAAGUAGCAAGGGAGGUGGAAAGAAAAAGAAAGGAUCCUCUUUCCAGACGGUAUCUGCUGUAUUUAGGGAAAAUUUGAACAAACUAAUGACCAACUUGAGAAGCACCCACCCUCACUUUGUACGUUGUCUAAUUCCAAAUGAGACCAAGACUCCUGGUAUCAUGGACAACUACUUAAUCAUUCAUCAGCUGAGAUGUAAUGGUGUGCUAGAAGGUAUUAGAAUCUGUACAAAGGGUUUCCCAAGCAGAAUCCAAUAUGGUGACUUCAAACAACGUUACAAAAUCUUGAAUGCUAGUGCAAUUCCAGAUGGUCAAUUUAUUGACAGCAAAAAGGCUGCUGAGAAGCUUCUUGGAUCAAUUGAUGUUGAUCACAAUCAGUAUAGAUUUGGACACACAAAGGUGUUCUUCAAAGCUGGUCUUUUGGGUACUUUGGAAGAAAUGAGAGACGAAAUGUUGGCCCACGUUAUAACACGAAUUCAGUCUUAUUGUAGAGGAUACCUGAUGAGGAUAGAAUUUAAAAAAAUGAACUCAAGAAGGGAAGCAUUAUUUGUCAUCCAGUACAAUCUCAGGUCAUUUAUGAAUGUCAAACACUGGCCUUGGAUGAAACUGUAUUUUAAGAUUAAACCUCUCCUAAAGAGCGCUGAGACUGAGAAGGAGAUGGCAAAUAUCAAAGAGGAAUAUGAGAAAAUUAAGGAAGCACUGGAAAAAGCAGAAGCAAGAAAAAAGGAACUGGAGGAGAAAAUGGUUGUUUUGCUGCAGGAAAAGAAUGAUUUAAUGCUACAAGCUCAGGCAGAAAGUGAAACUUUGGCUGAUGCAGAGGAAAGAUGUGAAAGCCUCAUCAAAGGAAAAAUACAACUAGAGUCUAAAAUCAAGGAGAUGACAGAAAGACUUGAAGACGAGGAAGAAAGCAAUGCAGAACUGUCAGCAAAGAAGAGAAAGCUGGAAGAUGAAUGCUCUGAAUUGAAGAAAGACAUUGAUGAGCUGGAAAUUACUUUAUCCAAAGUAGAAAAAGAGAAGCAUGCCACAGAAAACAAGGUUAAAAACCUUACUGAAGACAUGGCAGCUCUUGAUGAUAAUAUUUCCAAGGUUACAAAAGAAAAGAAAUCCCUUCAAGAGGCUCAUCAGCAAACACUUGAUGACCUUCAAACUGAAGAGGACAAAGUAAACACUUUGUCAAAAGCCAAGUCUAAGCUAGAACAACAAGUUGAUGAUCUGGAAGGUUCCCUGGAACAAGAAAAGAAACUUCGUCUUGAUCUUGAAAGAACCAAGAGGAAACUUGAAUGCGAUUUGAAAUUAACCCAGGAAACAGUAUUAGACUUUGAAAAUGACAAACAGCAAGCUGAAGAAAGACUUAAAAAAAAAGAUUAUGAAAUAUCCCAACUCCUAUCAAAGAUAGAAGAUGAGCAAGCUCUGAGUUCUCAGCUACAAAAAAAGAUCAAGGAACUGCAGGCUCGUACUGAAGAACUUGAAGAGGAAAUUGAGGCAGAACGUACAGUUCGUGCAAAAGCUGAGAAACAGAGGGCGCUUAUCACCAGGGAACUUGAAGAGAUCAGCGAAAGGCUUGAAGAAGCUGGAGGUGCAACAGCUGUCCAGAUUGAGAUGAACAAGAAACGUGAAAACGAGUUCCAGAAAAUGAGACGUGAUCUGGAGGAAGCAAACCUUCGACAUGAAACCAUUGCAUGCAAUCUCCGAAAGAAGCAUGCUGAUACUGUCGCUGAACUUGGUGAACAGCUCGAUAACUUGCAGCGUAUAAAACAGAAGCUAGAGAAGGAAAAGAGUGAGCUUAAGAUGGAGAUUGAUGAUUUUGCCAGCAACCUGGAUAACACCUCUAAACUAAAGGCCAACUUUGAGAAGUUAAACCAUGUGCUUGAGGACCAGCUUAGUGAAGCAAAGGCAAAGGGUGAGGAGCAGCAGCGCCUUCUUAAUGAUCUCACUACUCACAAGGCUCGUCUGCUGUCUGAGAAUGGUGAACUGUCUCGUCAAGGUGAAGAGAAAGAAUCUCUAAUUUCUCAGCUCUCCAGAGGAAAGCAAGCAUUUAUCCAACAAAUUGAAGAACUCAAAAGACAGCUUGAAGAAGAAACAAAGGCUAAGAAUGCCCUUGCUCAUGCUGUUCAAUCUGCCCGCCAUGAUUGUGACUUGCUCCGUGAGCAAUUCGAGGAGGAACAGGAAGCAAAGUCUGAGCUCCAGCGCUCACUGUCCAAAGCCAAUAAUGAAGUUUCACAGUGGAGAAACAAAUAUGAAACUGAUGCCAUUCAACGUACUGAGGAGCUGGAAGAGGCCAAAAAGAAACUUGCCCAACAUUUACAGGAAGCUGAGGACCAAGUUGCAGCUGUGAACUCCAAAUGUGCCUCCUUGGAAAAGACUAAGCAAAGGCUGCAGUCUGAAGUGGACGACUUAAUGAUUGACGUUGAGAGGUCAAACAACGCAGCAGCUGCCCUUGAUAAAAAGCAGCGAAAUUUUGAUAAGGUUCUGGUGGAAUGGAAACAGAAGUAUGGGGAGGGACAGGCUGAACUGGAAGCAGCUCUAAAAGAAUGUCGCAGCCUGAGCACAGAGAUCUUUAAGAUGAGGAAUGCUUAUGAAGAAGCCCUAGAACUUACUGAAACACUGAAAAGAGAAAACAAGAAUUUACAGCAGGAGAUCACAGAUCUCACAGAACACAUUGGCGAAAGUGGAAAAUCCAUUAAUGAACUGGAUAAAGCUAGGAAGCAGGUUGAGCAACAAAAGAAUGAAAUGCAGGCUGCCCUGGAAGAAGCUGAGGGGUCUCUGGAACAUGAAGAGACUAAGUUCCUGCGCAUCCAACUUGAGCUGAACCAGGUGAAAUCUGAGAUGGACAAGAAAAUUGCAGAAAAGGAUGAGGAGAUAGAACAGCUAAAGAGAAACAACCAGAGAGCCACUGAUACCCUGCAGACCACAUUGGACUCUGAAAUCAGGAGCCGAAACGAGGCAUUGAGACUGAAAAAGAAGAUGGAAGGAGACUUAAAUGAACUUGAGAUCCAGCUGAACCAAGCCAACCGCCAAGCUGCUGAGGCUCAGAAACAGCUCAGAAAUGUGCAGACUCAGAACAAGGACACUCUUCUCCAGUUGGAUAACAAAGAAAGGAUAGAAAGUGACCUGAAGGAACAAAUUGCUGUGCUUGAACGCAGAACUGCCUUGCAACUGGCAGAAAUUGAAGAGAUCAGAGCUGCUCUGGAGAUGUUAGAUAGAUCUUGUAAGGUUGCAGAGCAGGAACUUGCGGAUUCAAGUGAGCGCCUUCAGCUGCUACGCUCACAUAACACCAGCCUAACUAACAGCAAAAAGAAGCUUGAAAGUGACGUCUCUCAACUUCAAAGUGAGGUUGAAGAAUCCAUUCAAGAGGCCAGAAAUACUGAAGAGAAGGCCAAGAAAGCUAUCACAGAUGCUGCUCUGAUGGCAGAAGAACUAAAGAAGGAACAGGAUACAAGUGCUCACUUGGUUAGGAUGAAGAAAAACCUGGAACAAACUGUAAAGGACCUGCAACACCGUCUAGAUGAAGCAGAACAGCUAGCAUUGAAGGGAGGCAAGAAGCAGCUUCAGAAAUUGGAGACUAGGGUCAGAGAACUGGAGAAUGAACUGGAGAAUGAACAGAAACGAGGUGUUGAAGCUGUGAAAGGUGUUCGAAAAUACGAGAGAAGGAUGAAGGAACUUACUUAUCAGAAUGAGGAGGAUAGAAAGAAUGUUCUGAGACUUCAGGAUCUGGUUGACAAACUCCAACUGAAAGUCAAAGCCUACAAGAGGCAGGCUGAAGAGGCUGAGGAACAAGCCAAUGCCCACAUGGCCCGCUACAGAAAGAUGCAGCACGAGCUUGGAGAAGCAGAAGAAAGAGCUGACAUCGCUGAUUCACAAGUGAAUAAACUCAGGGCAAAGUCCCGUGAUAUCGGAAGCAAGAAGGAUUCUGAGGAAUGAUCUACGAUAAGAGAAACGAAAAAACUGGGGACUUUCCAAUUAUGUGAAAUCCCCCUUACCCCAAAACAAUAAAGUGUUUUAAACCU